CUCUCCCUUUUUGUGUCUUUGAGUGUUUUUUGUUUCUGUUUGCACAACAAUGUAGUAAAAAUUUGUAUUCACUCUCUCUCUCUCUCUCUCUCUCUUCUCCCUCCAGUCUCUGUCUGUCUCAUUGGGUUUGAUCCCUUCUUCACUUUUAUUACCUUCACAGAAGGUUCCUGCUUAUCAUUAAUGUGAAAUUUAUCUCUUCUCUCGCUCACUCUCGAGAAACCCUAAAGAGUUUUUGGCGUUCUUCAAUCGUUUUCAAUUCCCAUUUUUACUCUGUUUUUCCUAUUUUCUUUUACUUUUCUGGCGCGUCUUUCAUUGCGUGCUCUCUGAUGCGAAAGAAGAACAAAACCCAACGAAGCAAGUGUUAGAUUUGGUCCAGUCUUGCUUGUGUGUUGCAAAGACGAUUUGAUUUUGAGGCUUUUUAGAGAUUGGAGGGGUCUGAUAUGAGAGCCUCACAACCUGUACUACCUAUUUGGUCAUGUUGGUGAUUUGAUUGUUCUUCGUGGUACAUCAUCCUGUGGAAUCUGAAGGUCUGAAGAAUUUGGUAAUGAGUCGAGAACAGAAGCGGGUGAGGCAAGAGAAAGGCUCCGAUGACGCCGAGAAGGUUGUCGUGGCCGUUAAGGCGUCCAAGGAAAUUCCCAAGACUGCUCUGGUGUGGGCCUUGACUCAUGUUGUUCAACCUGGAGAUUGCAUAACACUGCUUGUGGUUGUCCCCUCUCAAAGUUCAGGUAGAAAAUUUUGGGGCUUCCCAAGAUUUGCAGGGGACUGUGCCAGUGGUAACCGGAAGUCUCAUUCAGGAACAACCUCAGAGCUCAAGUGUGAUAUUUCAGAUACCUGCUCUCAGAUGAUCCUUCAGCUGCAUGAAGUUUAUGAUCCAAAUAAGAUAAAUGUCAAGAUAAAGAUUAUUUCUGGCUCACCUUCUGGUUCUGUGGCUGUAGAGGCCAAGAAAGCUCAAGCCAGUUGGGUUGUUUUAGACAAGCAUCUUAAACAUGAGGAAAAACACUGCAUGGAAGAGCUGCAGUGCAACAUUGUGGUUAUGAAGCGUUCCCAGCCAAAAGUUCUUCGCUUGAAUUUGAAUGGAUCUUCUAAGAAGGAACCUGAAUUGGCUCGUUCCUUGCCUUCUCAGCUUGAUGAAGGGACUGAUAAACAUCCCAAGAAGAAGAAUGACUCUUUGAAUUCCAUUCGAGGGCCUGUUGUGACUCCAACUAGUAGUCCAGAGCUAGGGACUCCAUUUACAGCCACUGAGGCUGGAACUUCAUCGGUGUCAAGUUCAGAUCCAGGAACUUCACCAUUUUUCGUUUCAGAAAUAAAUGGAGACAUGAAGAAAGAGGAAUCAUUAGUUAGUAAAGAAAACAAGGUUCUUGAUGACAGUAGUUCAGACACUGACAGUGAAAACUUAUCAACAUCUUCAGCAAGUAUGAGGUUCCAACCAUGGAUAGCAGAAUUUCUUAAUUCUCAUCGUCCAUCCUCGCAACACAUGGAAGAAAGUUCACACAGAACUAAUGAUAAUUCUAAAGCAUCCACUACCAAAGCUUUGCUAGAGAAAUUUUCGAAACUCGAUAAGGAUGCUGGAAUUGGAAUGCCAAAUUAUAGAGCUGACAUGGAGUUCAGUGGAAAUCUGAGAGAAGCAAUUUCUCUGUCUAGAAAUGCUCCUCCAGUCCCUCCUCCAUUGUGUUCAAUAUGUCAACACAAGGCACCUGUGUUUGGAAAACCUCCAAGGUGGUUCAGCUAUGCGGAGCUGGAGCUUGCUACUGGAGGAUUUUCUCAAGCCAAUUUUUUGGCUGAAGGUGGGUUUGGCUCUGUUCAUAGAGGGGUGCUACCAGAUGGCCAGGCUGUUGCUGUCAAGCAACACAAAUUGGCUAGUUCUCAGGGGGAUCAAGAGUUUUGUUCCGAAGUAGAAGUCCUGAGCUGUGCUCAGCACCGAAAUGUUGUCAUGUUGAUUGGCUUCUGUAUUGAGGACAAACGAAGAUUGCUGGUCUAUGAAUAUAUUUGCAAUGGGUCAUUAGAUUCUCAUCUAUACAGUAAUAUUUCUUUUUCUGACAACAGGCGACAUCGCGAGCCUUUAGAAUGGUCUGCACGGCAAAAGAUCGCUGUGGGAGCAGCUCGAGGACUGCGAUAUCUUCAUGAAGAAUGCAGGGUGGGUUGCAUUGUGCACCGUGACAUGCGGCCAAACAACAUCCUCAUCACCCAUGAUUUUGAGCCACUGGUUGGGGAUUUUGGCCUUGCAAGGUGGCAGCCUGAUGGGGACACAGGCGUGGACACAAGAGUUAUUGGAACAUUUGGAUAUUUGGCUCCUGAAUAUGCUCAAAGUGGCCAAAUCACAGAAAAGGCUGAUGUUUAUUCCUUUGGGGUGGUGUUGGUGGAACUUGUUACUGGGCGAAAAGCUGUGGACCUUAACCGGCCUAAGGGGCAGCAAUGCCUCACAGAAUGGGCACGCCCAUUAUUGGAAGAAUAUGCCAUUGAUGACCUGAUUGACCCAAGACUUGACAACUUCUAUUCGGAACAAGAGGUUUAUUGCAUGCUGCAUGCUGCCUCUCUAUGCAUUCGGCGGGAUCCUCAAUCUAGGCCUCGCAUGUCACAGGUUUUGCGUAUGCUAGAAGGUGACAUGGUAAUGGACACAAAUUACGCAUCAACACCCGGGUAUGAUGUGGGGUGCCGGAAUGGUCAUGAUGUGGGAUGCCGGAGUGGUCGGAUUUGGUCAGAGCAUCAACAGCAGCACCAACCGCAGGAGAAGGAACGCUAUAGUGGUCCACUACUAGAUGAACCGAUGGAAGGGUAUAAGAAGCUCUCUCUUGAGAACGUACGGCCAGGUUUUUGGGAAAGGGACAAGGCAAGGAGGACUUCAUCUGAACACCAUUUGUAAAGCGCUAGCCUUUUAGAAUUACACAUAUUUGGAAGACUAAAUACGUGCACUCCUUUUUGUAAUGUAAUCCAUAUUCCUCUUAUAUUUUGUUUAAUGCCACCUGCAUUUUACUUCUGUAUAGUAAAAGAAGAGAAUAGCAAGGCCUUGUAAUUUUUUCGGUAAUCUAAGGAAAUUACCAUUUUAACCGGGUCCAGAACGAUAACUUUUUUGGUUG
Molecule: messenger RNA, 3074 nt
Organism: Prunus persica (peach)
Lineage: Eukaryota; Viridiplantae; Streptophyta; Magnoliopsida; Rosales; Rosaceae
Product: inactive protein kinase SELMODRAFT_444075
Exons: 11
Coding region: 545-2860 (771 amino acids)
Biological process (GO): protein phosphorylation
Molecular function (GO): protein kinase activity; ATP binding
Source: RefSeq, a predicted model, not a curated record